AUGAAAGCACUCAAAGAAGCAGAGGAGAAGAAGAAAGUACUGGAGAAGAUAGCACAAAAUAAUGUUAGAUAUCGUAAAUACUCAAUAGGGGAGAUUGAAGCAGCAAUGGAGUACUUUUCAGAAUCUCGCAAAAUUGGAGAAGGUGGAUAUGGGCCAGUCUACAACCGUUACCUAGAUCAUACACAAGUUGCAGUUAAGAUUAUAGUUCUAAGCUGCAUUCGACAUCCCAACAUGGUUCUGCUCCUCGAAGCAUGCCCCAAGUGUGGCUGCCUAGUCUCUGAAUACAUGGCCAAUGGGAGCUUAGAUAAUUGUCUCUUCCGACGAGGAAACACUCCAGUGCUGACUUGGCAACUCAGGUUCAAAAUAGCUACAGAAAUCGGCACAGGACUCCUUUUCUUCCACCAGGACAAGCCAGAACCACUGGCACACAGAGACCUUAAACCGGGCAACAUUUUGCUUGACAGUAACUUUGUAAGCAAGAUCAGUGAUGUUGGCUUAGCUAGGCUUGUCCCUCCCUUAGUUGCUAACUCUGUUACACAAUAUCACAUGACAUCAACAACUAGAACUUUCUGUUACAUAGACCCUGAAUAUCAGCAAACUGGCAUGCUGUGUAUAAAGUUUGACAUUUACUCACUUCGAGUUAUGCUUCUUCAAAUAAUAACAGACAAGUCCCCAAAGGGUUUGACUCACCAUGUUGAGAGGGCCAUUGAGAGGAGGACUUUCACUAAAAUGCUCGACCCAAAAGUUCUUGACUAG
Fraxinus pennsylvanica is the source of this 756-nucleotide messenger RNA. The record is from the annotation of a GenBank genome assembly. Lineage: Eukaryota; Viridiplantae; Streptophyta; Magnoliopsida; Lamiales; Oleaceae.